AUGAUUGGUUCCAGAAUGAGAAUGCUGGCCGCCGCUAGACAAUACCACAUUUCUGCCAAAGACAGCGCUAGCAAAGUGUCCACUUUGGCUGUCAGAGUCCACGGUGGCUCUCGUUACGCAACAAAAGACGGUGUGGCACAUCUGCUGUCGAGGUUCAACUUCCACAACACCGGCAACAAGUCCGCAUUGCGUUUGGUGCGUGAAUCGGAGCUUCUAGGAGGCCGUUUUGGGUCUAAUGUGGACCGUGAGUUCAUCACUUUGAAGGCUACGUUUUUGAAGGAAGAUCUGCCAUAUUACGUCUCUGCUUUGGGUGACGUGGUGUACAAGACGUCUUUCAGACCCCACGAGCUGCCAGAAUCCGUGCUUCCAGCUGCCAAAUACGAUUUGGCUCAGGUUGAAGCCAAUCCUAUCAAGAUCUCCGAAAACUUGUUGUACAGCGCUACGUUCCGUAAUGACCUCGGCAACGCUGUGCUUUACGACGGCGUGCAGAAAGUGACGCUUGACGACAUCAAAGCGUACGCUGACAAGGUGUACACCCGCGACAACAUCGAAAUUUCCGGCCAGGGUGUCAAUGAGGCCGACCUCAAGCGUUUCGUCAACGACUCCUUAUUUGCGUCGUUGCCCCAGGGCACUUCAUUGGCCAAGGAAGCCACGCCUAAGACCUACACUGGUGAGACCCGUCUGAGAUCCAGCGAAGGCGACUCUGUCGCUGCCAUUGCCGUUCCAGUCGCCAAGGCCGAUUUCGCUACCUACGAGGUCUUGGCCACCUACUUGUCGUCUGCUUUGUCGGAUCUAUCGCCAUUGAUCUCCAAAGUGAAGUUCGACUCUUUCUCGAACGCCGGCUUGUUUUCCCUCUAUGUGUCGGGCGCUGACGCUACUGCCGUCUCCAACAACAUCCAAAAAGUUGUUUCGUCGUUGAAGAAGUCCCAUGACAUCUCUGUUGCCAAGGACGCCACUGCGUUGCGUUUGGCUUUGAAAAACGAGACCGAGCCUUUUGUCCAACAAGUUUCCCUAGACAAGGUCAAGGACUUCAAGCUUGGCAAAUUCAGCUAUGCUGCCGUGGGUGACGUGAGCAACUUGCCUUACGCGGACCAAUUGUAA
Molecule: messenger RNA, 1101 nt
Organism: Lachancea lanzarotensis
Lineage: Eukaryota; Fungi; Ascomycota; Saccharomycetes; Saccharomycetales; Saccharomycetaceae
Gene: QCR2
Product: LALA0S13e00144g1_1
Exons: 1
Coding region: 1-1101 (366 amino acids)
Cellular component (GO): mitochondrion
Molecular function (GO): metal ion binding
Source: RefSeq, a predicted model, not a curated record